Messenger RNA from Meloidogyne enterolobii, 1421 nucleotides. NCBI's taxonomy places the organism in Eukaryota, Metazoa, Nematoda, Chromadorea, Rhabditida, Meloidogynidae. The record is from the annotation of a GenBank genome assembly.
AUGCGCAUGUGUAUACUUGGCGGUGGUGGUUAUUUGGGACAAUUGUUAGCCCAAGCAUUACAAAACGAAGGCGGUCAUUUUGUUGUUCUUUUUGAUUUAAACUUUUUUGCGUCUUUUCCUCAUAUAAAACUUAAUGAAGAAUUGACACAAAGAAUUGAGGGUUCGAUUGAACGUUCUGAUCAAUUAAUUGAAGCAUUAGCUGGAUGUGAUGCUUGUUUUCAUUUGGCUGGUUAUGGAAUGAGUGGAGGGCCUUCGUUAAACAAAGAAAAAUGUUUUGCUAUAAAUUAUUGGGGGACCAAAAAUGUUAUUGAAAUAUGCAAAAAUUUGGGUGUUUCUAGAUUAGUGUUUACUAGCUCUGUUGUAGUUAUUUUUGAUGGCCAUACAGAGCUUUAUAUGGCAGAUGAGGAUACUCCAUAUUUACAAUCUUCACAAUAUGGAAAUUAUUAUGCAGAAUCUAAAUCUGCAGCCGAACAGCUUAUUUUAGCAGAAAAUUGCCCGCCAAAGUUUUCAACUUGCGCACUUCGAUUGCGAGGAAUUUAUGGGCCUGGAGAAUUGCGAUGUGUCCAACGUUUUGUGGAUUUUCUUUGUAAAAAUGUCUUAGUUACUUUUUGGAAGUCAGAAGUACCUUUAACUCAGUUCAGCAGUGCGGAAAAUACUGUUAAUGCUCUUUUACUUUCUGAACAAUCGUUGCGAUACCAGAACAGUCCUGCUGCAGGCAAUAAAUAUCAUAUUGUAGAUGCUGGUCCUCCUGUUCAUUCUUGGGGUUUCUGGAAUCCUUUGGCCACAGCUUUAAAUUGUUCUUCAAAUUGUAUUCGUGCUCCAUAUUCCAUUAUAUAUGCUUUUGCAUUUCUUUCUGAGCUAAUGUAUCGCUGGUUUGGAAUAGAACCACAUUUAACACGUUUUGAAUGUGCUAUAGUUGGGGUUACUAACACAUUUUCGUGUCAACGAGCAAUGCGAGAUUUUGGUUAUAAUCCAAUUCGUUCCCACGAUCUACAUUCUACUAUAGAUUUUUGUUUAAAGCAGAAAGAAGUUCAAUCAAGAUUAAAAUCAAGACAACAAAUUAACGAUAAUGAUGACAAGAGAUACCCAAUAGAUUUAACUGUCUCAUUUAAUUCAAUAUUUUCACCAAUUAAUUGGAUUUGGGUUGCUUGGAUUGUUGACUCUAUUUGUUCAACUAAAGGUGAAAAAAUAAAUUAUUGGAAAGUUUUUUUUGGAUAAAAUACAUAGUAAUCUAUUUAAUAGAACCAUCCAUUUUUUAUUUUUAGUCCUAUCGUUUAAGAGUUUAUUAUUAUUUUCAUAUCUCACUUUAUUCUUCCAGAAAAUUUUCCCUAAAUAAUAGAAAUAUUUAUUUGUUUGUAAUCUAUUUUAACCUCAACUUUAUUCACAAAUUUAAACUACAAUUUUUUAAAGGUCUGAUCAUC